AUGGCGAAAGGACAGAGCUCCUGCAAGCGCGCUGCCGCAGAAGACUACGAGGACGACGGUGGCUUCGUUGAGGACGCUCCCAAGUCGAAGAAGUCCAAGAAUGGCGCCUCCAAACCCUCUGCCAAAUCUGCCAAGUACGAGAUGCAAAAGGACGCCGAUGGCAACGAGUACUGGGAGAUUUCAGGCAAACGCCGCCUCCAGGUCUCGGAGUUUAAGGGCAACACGAUGAUUGGCAUUCGCGAGUUCUACGAAAAGGAUGGCGAAAUGCUGCCAGGCAAGAAGGGCAUCUCCCUUAACUUGGAUCAGUUCAACGCCUUCAUUGAGUUGCUGCCACAACUCGAGGGCGUGCUCACGUCCAAAGGCAUCCAAGUCCCCAGGCCGAAGUACGAUGAGGCCUCUACCAAGAAAUCUGCGGCCAAGGAUGAGGACGCCGAUGAGGACUCUGAAGACGACGAAGAUUCGAAGCCGGCCGUGAAUUCGACUGGCAAGCUCGACAAAUCCAAGCACAAGGCCAACCACGAAGCCACGAGUGAUGAAGACGACGAGUGA
Molecule: messenger RNA, 549 nt
Organism: Zasmidium cellare ATCC 36951
Lineage: Eukaryota; Fungi; Ascomycota; Dothideomycetes; Mycosphaerellales; Mycosphaerellaceae
Exons: 3
Coding region: 1-549 (182 amino acids)
Biological process (GO): positive regulation of transcription initiation by RNA polymerase II
Molecular function (GO): transcription coactivator activity; DNA binding
Source: RefSeq, a predicted model, not a curated record